Messenger RNA from Neurospora tetrasperma FGSC 2508, 347 nucleotides. RefSeq lists its product as uncharacterized. The annotation marks the transcript as partial. The record is from RefSeq and is a predicted model, not a curated record. The transcript has a single exon. NCBI's taxonomy places the organism in Eukaryota, Fungi, Ascomycota, Sordariomycetes, Sordariales, Sordariaceae.
CCAGGGAGAAGAAGACAAAACAUCAUUGCCGCACCGCCGGUCAAUCGGUAAGAGAAUUCGAGUAGUACUGCCUAAUGUACUAGUACCGAAGUCGAACAAAAAGACGCUGCAAAAAAUAGAAAUUCGAAGAGGACCGUAUCGUAAUCGCUGACGAAGACGAUGGACGUUAUUAUGGUAUGGUCCGAUGAUCGGCGGUUGGCAAGAUGUUUUGUCGUGAAAGAAGGAAGGAAGGAGGAAGGAAGGAUUGCGGUGCGAGGGUGUGAGGGUGCGAGUGUUCCCAAAUGCUGGAAGGAGCGAUGCGAUGGGUCGGUGCGGGCAGUGAGUGCAGUGUGUAGUGGAUCAGGCAU